This is a messenger RNA of Racocetra persica, 612 nucleotides long. NCBI's taxonomy places the organism in Eukaryota, Fungi, Glomeromycota, Glomeromycetes, Diversisporales, Gigasporaceae. The record is from the annotation of a GenBank genome assembly.
AUGUUUGCAAUUUCGAUUUUCCGUAAUGAAAUAUCUAAGAGGCGUCCACUUAAACCAUUAUUAAUAUCUAGCAUAGCUUUUAAACAAGUAUCAAACUUAUAUGUUGGGUUACAAUUUAAACACUGGGAUCAUGAUCAAAAGCUUAACAAGAAUGGUGGGGUUUAUAAGUAUAUAUUUGAAUGUCAGCAUGCAGGAAACCCUCAAACAAAAAAAAAGACAAUUGAACCCUCACAACAGCAUAACAGAAAGUCUAUCAAGACAAAUUGCACCUGUUUUAUCAAUAUUUGUUGGCCACUAAGUUUACCAGCUCCAUCAAUCACUAAGCUAAAUCUUACCCACUUUGGUCAUACACUUUGUUCUGAUAGUCAUUUUCGAAAAGGUGAUAUAACAGAUCCAGAACAAGAUCCCGAAAAUGAUGUAUCAAACCUUUUAAAGAUAUUAAGAACAUUAAAGAAAGAGGAUCCCACAUGGUUUAUAGCAGAAUACUUUCAGGCAUUAAUGUCUGAUAAAACGACUUCAUUAUAUAUCUGGGUCCUUAAUAACCUUAUAGCAGCAACAGAUAAUUCACCUCUAUUAACAAUUUUUUCAGAUUGCGAUACUGGAUUAGGAUCU